Cooperia oncophora is the source of this 288-nucleotide messenger RNA. NCBI's taxonomy places the organism in Eukaryota, Metazoa, Nematoda, Chromadorea, Rhabditida, Trichostrongylidae. The record is from the annotation of a GenBank genome assembly.
AUGUUCGUGAAACGAUUUGAAUCAGUAACACCAGUACGACCGUUUCUAGUAUGCUGCGUUUUGAGUAAUCUUGACCUCACUGGAGAAAACUUCAAGAAGUUCAUCAACAUACAGACAAAACUUCACGCGUCGUCGAUGUGUGCCAACCGUGAAAUAGCUGCCAUCGGAACCCACGAAAUCAAGUCUUUCAAACCACCCCUCAAAUAUUUAGCUCUACCUUGGGAUGAGCUGCAUGUGAGUUAUAUGUCUUUUCAAUCUAGCAGCUUUGUCGAAGAUGACCGACAUUGA